AUAAUAAAGAUAAUGUUUUUAUCAACAAGCUACUUAUCGAAUACCUAUUUAAACUAAAUCUGACUUUUCCUUGAUGUAGUUGAAAUAAAAGCUUGAAAUCAGUCCAAAAUAGUAGGCAGUCUUAGUAAAGCGUACAGGCAAUCUUUUAACUUAAAACAGUUUGUCUAAAUCAUGAAGUGUUUAGUGCUUUUAUUAGUGAUGGCAAAGUUAGCAACUGGCGCUAAGAUUUUAGCGCACUUUAUAACUCCUUCGGUCAGUCAUCAAGCGGUUUACCGAAAUAUUUGGAAAGAAUUAAGUUCGAGAGGUCACCAGGUAGUCGUUAUAACUCCGAAUCCUUUCAACGAUCCGCGUCUCGUAAAUCUGACAGAGGUCGAUGUCAGUUUCUCGUAUAAAUUCGUUGAACGACUUUCGGCAGCAGAAUCUGCCGAAAAAAUGAACGAAGAUGUAAAACUAGACAAAGUUUUUCUCUAUUUUUUGCCAUAUAUACUCGACGUUCAAAUGCAAAAUCAACAAGUGAGGGAUAUCUAUGGGAAUGUCAACAACGAAAAUUACGAUUUGGUUCUGGUUGAAAUGUUCUAUCCCGUAGUUUAUGCGCUAUCGCACAAAUACGGUUGUCCUUAUGUAGGAAUAUCGUCGUUUUCGGGAAUCAAACCUAUAGAAAGAUCAGUGGGAAAUCCCUCUCAUUCCGCUGCUUAUCCAGAUGCUAUGUUAGAUUACGAUGAUGCAAAAACAUUGUGGACACGUCUUCACUCUGUAUACAAUGACAUUUCUACGUAUCUGAGGUAAGGUAUUUUAAUGUAUACUGAGUUUUUAAUAAGAAAUUUAUUAAAAUUGCGAUUUCGAACUUAUUGGUUGUCAUCAGCACGCCACAG
Molecule: messenger RNA, 872 nt
Organism: Agrilus planipennis (emerald ash borer)
Lineage: Eukaryota; Metazoa; Arthropoda; Insecta; Coleoptera; Buprestidae
Exons: 1
Coding region: 172-786 (204 amino acids)
Source: RefSeq, a predicted model, not a curated record